AUGAUAGGUGAUCUCUUCCUUGAAGAAGGUGAUGAAGACUAUGGAACUCUUACAUCUGAACAAGCCAAAUUUUCAAGUCUCGCUGGAGAUAUUGAAAAACCUCCUCAGCCUCGCCAAUCUUCAGGCUUUGUAGGACUUUUUAAUCAGUAAUCCCUAUUUAGAGGUGCAACUUGCUACUUGAACUCCUUGAUCCAAGCGAUGUUCAUGACCCCAGAGCUUCGUUCAGCAAUUCUCAGCCUUCCUCUCUGUGAAAACACCUUAAACAGCUACUCUUCCUGGCUACCAGAAGGCCAGAAACGCGAAAUCCUUAUGGCUUUACAAGAAUUAUUUGUAAAACUUCAAGAAGUCAAUGAAAAUAGCUUAUCCACCCGCAAUUUGACUGACAGUUUUCAUUGGACAGGGGAAGAAGUUGUCCAGCAGCAUGAUGUCCAAGAACUAAACCGAGUUUUAUUCGAUGCUAUUGAUAAUUAAAAUAUGGCGUCUUCGUCUGGGCAUGGCCUCCCGGCCAUGCAUACUCGACUCAUAUUUUAAUUAUAUCCGGCAAGGUUUUGCAUUUCAGAAACGGACGGCAAUGCUAGGUAAGCAAUUCUGGUUGUGCUCAGAGCCUAGCCCAAGUCUACUUUCGGGAAUGUUUUUUCCUCAUGGGGAAGGAGGCACGCAAGUUGGAAAGGGGAAGCUCAGCCAAGUCCGUUAGGACCAAUCGGGCAACUCCCUAGCGUGAAACUGGGCGUUACGUCCCAGGCUUCGUGUUUUUUCCUUUUUGCCGAAAGCCUACCAGAAAAUCCAUUUUUUAUGGAUUUUCGGAAUGGCAACCCAUGUCCUCAAGCGAAGUAGCUCAGGCAUGAGCCGCCUUAGUCGGCAACACUGCUCCGGAGGCGCGUACUGGAGAUCGAGGCUGACUGGCCCCAGACGGUCGGCGGGCCCUAUGCGACGACGAAGAAGCAGCGGGAAGCUCUGGAGGGGUUACCCCGUGAAUGGCGUUAAACACAGAACCUAAUAAGUUAAGUUAAGUUAUUCGAUGCUAUUGAUAGAGCUUUGCAAGAUACCUUAUACAAUGAUUUAAUCGGAAAAUUAUACAGAGGACUUUAUGUUAAUGAAACUCUUUGCACAAACUGUGGGAUAGUAAGGGAAAGAGAAGAGGCAUUUGACGAUAUUUCAUUGAACAUUAAAAACUGCUCAAAUAUAUAUGAAAGUUUACAAUAUUUGCAGGCUAAAAGCAAACUUGAUGGGAAAAAUCAAUACUUUUGCGAAACUUGUGGUAAGAAGGUAGAUGCUGAAAUAUGCACAAAAAUUAAGCAGCUGCCACCGAUUUUAACUUUUUCGCUGUGCAGAUUUGAGUAUGAUAUGAAAACAUAUGAAAGAAUAAAAUUAACAAAAAAUUAUGAAUAUCAGCUUGAGUUGGAUUUAUCAGAAAUUGUGGGAGAGCCGACUAAGUAUGAACUUUUUGCUGUGAUCAUUCAUGGAGGCACUGCUUAUUCUGGGCAUUAUCAUGCUUAUAUUAGAGAUUUGUUGAGGACUGGCACGUGGAUCCCAGUUGAAUCUUCAAGUGAGCCAAUAGCAGAAAUAGCGCCUGAAGUAGUAUCAAAUGAUAAUUCUAAUGCGAAUGAUGAUAAUGAAGACAACAGCGAACCCAAUAGGAAGAAGCGGAAAAGAAACAAAAAAAAGAAAAACGUGGAAAAACCAACUCAGGAGCAGCAAGAAGAAGUAAAAAAAACUGAAACUUUUGACAAUCAAGACUUCCCAUUUUCUUGUAGCAAUCCAGAAUUAUUACAAAAUUGGUAUGAUUUUAAUGACUCUGUAGUGCUUCCAAUUAAAUCAGGAAAGUUAGUUAAGCAGUUUGGCGGUUCUGGAGAAACUGGCUAUAUGCUUAUAUAUAGAAAUGUAAAUUUAAACCAAAAUCUCGGCAUUACCGAAAUUCCUAGCUAUUGGAAAGCUCCAAUCAAAAGUUUGAAUGAUGGAUAUUCUAAGCACAGAGAAGAAUACGAAGAAUUGAAAAACUGAAUAGAAGUCCAGCUCCAAGACAUAAGUUUAUUUGAAUACUCUGAUGGACUUUUAAAAUAUUUUUUAUCUGAAAAAUCAAUUGACCAAGGAAUUCCUAUCUUACUUACUUACUUACUUACUUACUUACUUACUUACUUACUUACUUACUUACUUACUUACUUACUUACUUUACUUACUUAGGUGUUUAAAGUGUCUUCCCUCUUCCGCAGGGUGAUUUAGGCAUGCAUAGCCCACCCUUUUAAAUCCCAACUAGUGACGUCAGCAGCGAUCCUCCCUAUAUGUAGGCAUUCCAGAAGACUUCACUUGUCAGGCCAGAAGGUCCGCACUGGCCGCGUUGGCCUCGCCCGAACUUGACUCCUGCGCGUGUUCCGCCUAAGGGUCACCCUCCUCGGGUGUGUCAAGCAGCAAAAUCAGGUCCUCCUAAUAUCCUGGACCAAAGAAAUACCCUAUGCAGUAUUCCAUAUUGGUUUUGCGGAUAAAGGCCCACGUGGAAAACUUAACCCUAAAAUAAUAAAAGCGAAGGAAGGAAUAGUUCUCGGAGAGAAUUAAUUCCGCACUGAGCCAUUUAUUAUUAUUAUAAGAAUUCCUAUCAGAAUUAAAAUCACAGACACUGUUGGAGAUUUGUUAAAUGCCAUUAAAAAUAAAAUCAGUAAUUUAGAGGAUUAUCAACUAAUUGAAGCAAAGCCACUGUCUAAUAAAUAUGCUCAUCUUAUUAGAAAAAUUGAAGGAAUUGAUGAGUCAGUUUUGCUGAAUGAUGCAAAAUUUUAUCAUAAAAUUUGUUUGGUUAUUGCUCCGAAAAAUCCUGGCAAUGAAUUACUAAAAGAUGCAUUAAGCUACAUAGGAGAAGAUUUUGAGCCUAUUAGUAUAAACUGUAACAUUUUAGGAGAAAAAAGUAUGGUUUCAGUUAAUAAAGGAUGGACACUUGAACAUUUAUCGCUUAAAAUUAUGGAAAUUUCAGGAAUUCCUCCAAAUUGUCAAGGGCUGAAAAUUAUUAAAAGCCAAGGCGACACAAAAGAGCUCUUGCCUAUAAAUAUGGAUAAGACUUUAUCUGAGCUAAAAUUUUAUCAUUCUGUAUAGCUGCAGAAUUUAGCUUGAUCCCCAUUGGGUUUAUUCUACCCAUGCUUUAGCUUGCCAAACAGAACCAAAAUUUCAAAUCUCAUUGAUAUCUUUAGAAUUGACCAUAUUGCAAGCUAUAAAGGAUGCAUACCUAUACAACUGUCAGUUAACAUGAAAGAAGAAGAAUUCCCAGAAAUUGAGCAAAAACCUCAAGAACCUCAAAACACAGGAAUGGUAACAAUUCUUGCUGCAGAUGAAAACGAUUUAAGUAACGUCAUCCAACACCUUGUCCCGAUUAAGUGAAAAGUAAAAAACCUUGCUGAUGAGCUCAAAAACUUAUAUAAAAUUGACACACCAAUCAGACUUAAGAAACUCAACGAAGGCACGUAUUUUUAUAAGGAGGAAAUUAAUAAUAAACUGAAAACAGUCCCAGAGUUUGAAGAAGGAGGAUAUAGGAUAUGUGUGGAAAGAGGAGUGCCUCCAUCUAUGGGCCAAAUUGUAUUAAGAGUUUCAUUAGAGCAAAAUGAAGCCCCAAAAGAUGUAUUUUGUGAGCCCAAUGAAAAAAUUGUUGAUCUUAAGCCUAGAAUUGGAGAAACUCUAGGCAUUGAUAUGAAUAAUUAUAAAUUAUAUAGGACAGACUGGCUAAAGGAGCCUAUUUCAGUGCUGAAAAAUGAAAACCAAACUUUAACCAAAGCAGUCAUACGCGAUGGAGAUUUACUCAUAGUUAAACCAUCAGAUACAGUUCUGGCUACUGAAACUGUGAAAAUUUUUGUAUUUCUAACUCAAACAGGCCUCCCUGACAGCUGCGAAUUUUUAGAAGAAGUUUCGAUUUCUGAAGAUUCCACGCUUUUACAGCUGAAAUCUGCUUUGUUCCAACUCCCCAAGAUUUUUAACGAAAAUUUAACACCUAUGCAUUUAAGACUGAGAGAAAGGACAAAAACACUAUGAUUUGGAAAAGUUUUUAGAGAAGACAAAAAAUCAAUUAAAAGUCAAAAUAUUUCAUUUGGAUACAAUUUAGUUGUCCAAGUCCUUCCUGAGCCUGAAUCUUUGUCUGUUCAUGCAAUGCUUCUUUAUAUAUGUGAAAGAAAUGUUGCUGAAAAAUCAAGAAUAAACUUAAAAGAAGGAAUUUUUGAUUUUGGGCCAGCACCAAAUGUUGAUCAUUUGUAUACUUGGGCUUUAAGUAUUUUGGAUAAGCCCUGGGGAAUGGCAGAAAUUACAUUGGCGAAAUAUAAGUCUCAUAGUUUUGACUGGGAAAUUAUAAAAGACGAAAGAAGUGUUAAUGAAAGAGGAUCAUUAGUUAAUGUGAAAAAUAACAAAUCAGGAGUUGGUAUUUAUAAUUUGAAAAAAGCUCCUGUUCUACUCAAAGAAGGAGACUUAAUUACCGUAAAAUUCAACGGAGAUGAUCCUAUGGGGGUUGAUGAUUUUAGCUGUGAAGUUGAUCAGGUAUUAAAAGAGGAAUAUAGAAAAAGACAGAAUGGAGACGGAAAGAAAGCGCCGAGAAAAGCUAAACCAGAAAAAGCAAUCAAAAUAGCAGAUUUUUAA
This is a messenger RNA of Blepharisma stoltei, 4599 nucleotides long. Lineage: Eukaryota; Ciliophora; Heterotrichea; Heterotrichida; Blepharismidae. The record is from the annotation of a GenBank genome assembly.